AUGGCACCGACUAAUUCCGCUUUUCAAAAUAAUGACAUAAAGAAUUCAUCGAGUAAUACAAAUUUGGCAAGUUAUGGAGCAUCUCCAAAUUUCAGACUGCCCACACCAUCUUAUUCAAGUCCGAAACAUAAAAGUAGUAAUCCAUUAUUGAUUAACAAGAGUAAUAGUAAUUCACAAUCUAAUUUAGACUCAACUAUACGUCCUUCAAUGCAAAGUUAUAAUUCAACUGAUUCUUCAAGUUCAAAUGCUCAAAGUUAUGAUGAUCAUAUAUCUCAAAUAAAGCAAAACACAAAUAAAAAUGUUGAUUUGAAAACAAUUGGUAAACAUUUGGUAAGUCCUGAAGAUAGUCUAAAACAACAAGGUGGGGAUAUAACUCGUAGAUUAUAUCAUCAAAUGGAAAAUGUUGAUGAUCAUCACCAUCAUAAUAAUGGAGAAAUUAGUAUACGAGAUCCAAAAAGAAGAGCAAGAAGUUCAUCAUUUUCAACAUAUUUAGAAGAAGCAAGAAGAGGUUCAACAGCAAGUGAUAUAAAUGUUCCAGGUGGAUUUAGAAGAGAAUUUUUAAUACAAAAAUCUAUAAAGAAAAAUGAGGAACCUCCAAAUUUUUUAUCAAGAAAUUUUAUGGAAUUUUUAAGUAUGUAUGGACAUUUUGCUGGAGAAGAUUUUAAUGAUGAAGAUGAUGAAGAAAAAAAUGAUAAUGAUAAUGAUGGAGAUGAAGAUGACACAAAUCAAAAUUAUGAAGAUGUAUUUGAUGAAGAAUCAAGUUUAUUACCAAAUGAACGAAGGUAUUUACCAAAACAGUUACCAAGAUUAAAGAUUCCACCAAAGGGGACCGCAUCUGUGGCGAAAACUUACUUUUUACUAUUUAAAGCAUUAGUUGGAUCAGGAGUAUUAUUUUUACCAAGAGCUUUUUAUAAUGGUGGAUUAGCAUUUUCAAUGAUAACUUUAAGUGCAUUUGGAUUAUUAACUUUUUUCAGUUAUAUUGUAUUAAUUCAAUCCAAAAGAGUUUUAAAAGUAAGUUCAUUUGGUGAAUUGGGUUAUAAAACUUAUGGGAAUACUUUAAAAUAUUGUAUACUAGUUUCAAUUAUGUUAAGUCAAAUUGGAUUUGUUGCUACUUAUAUUUUAUUCACUGCUGAGAAUAUGAUAGCUUUUAUUGAUGGAUUUUUAUCAACAAGACCAGAAUGGUUAAAUAGAGCAAAUGCAGUUUUAGUUCAAUGUGUAUUAUUAAUACCUUUAACUUUAAUAAGAAAUUUAACUAAACUUUCAGUUGUAUCAUUAAUUUCCUCAGGAUUCAUUGUGAUUGGGUUAUUAAUAAUAUUUUAUUUUUCAGGUUUAAAAAUUUAUUAUGAUGGAUUAGGACCAAAUAUCGCAAAUUUUAAUUCAAGUAGUUGGACUUUAUUAGUUGGAAUAAGUGUUAUUAGUUUUGAAGCCAUUGGAUUGAUAUUACCAAUUGAAGCUUCAAUGGCUCAACCUGAAAAAUUUACAAUGGUGUUACUGGUAAGUAUGUUUACUAUAACUGCUAUUUUUGUAACUAUUGGAACUAUAGGUUAUACUGCUUUUGGUGAUAAAGUUAAAUCAAUUAUUAUAUUAAAUUUACCACAUGGUAACCUUGCAGUUCAAUCUAUUCUUGUAUUAUAUUCAAUUGCAGUAUUUUUAUCAGCUCCAUUACAAUUAUUCCCAGCUGUUAAAAUUGGAGAAUCAAUAAUUUUUAGACAUAAGGGGAAAAAUGGAAGUGGUAAACUUUAUCAUUCUGGUAAACAUAAUCCUCAAGUCAAAUGGUUGAAAAAUGCUUUUAGAGCUGUUUGUGUUGUUAUUAUCAGUGUUAUUGCAUACAUGAAUGCUGAUAAUAUUGAUAAAUUCGCCUCAUUAAAUGGUAACCUUUCAUGUAUUCCUUUAAUAUAUGUUUAUGCUCCCAUGAUACAUUAUAGAAGUUGUUGUAAUUUAAAUGAUGGUAAUUUAAGCGAUAAAGAUAAACGUAAAAGAUAUUGGUUUGGAAAAUUGGAUUGUUUUGUAGCUAUAUUUGGUGUUAUUGCAACUAUCUAUAAUACUUAUCAAACUUUAUAUUAUAAUUGA
This is a messenger RNA of Lodderomyces pseudojiufengensis, 2070 nucleotides long. RefSeq lists its product as uncharacterized. The transcript has 2 exons. NCBI's taxonomy places the organism in Eukaryota, Fungi, Ascomycota, Pichiomycetes, Serinales, Debaryomycetaceae. Bases 1 to 2070 code for a protein of 689 amino acids. Gene Ontology annotation, molecular function: amino acid transmembrane transporter activity. Gene Ontology annotation, biological process: amino acid transmembrane transport. The record is from RefSeq and is a predicted model, not a curated record.